GUGUAGGAGUCGGCCUACGAUGUUUCGGUUGAUGUGCUUUCAGAAGCUGUCAGUGACCAAGUGAGUGGGCUGGGAGUUGGACAUUCGAUGGGACUCUGAUGUGCCUCUCAGCUCACUUCUCCCUGUGCCGGCCUCAGCGAGGACCUGUGGGCACAACUACAGGUUUGCAAUUUGCGUUCGGUCUCGUGGUUAGCCUAAUUGCCCAGCUAAAUUGUUUCACCAACACUAUCACCGGGGCAGGUUCAGGCUAUUGCAGCUAAGAGAGCUAUGGUUGCAUGUCAAGUAUGCGUUUCUUUCCAUUUUUCUCAUCACUAAAUGUGCACAGCACAUCCAAUCCAUCUCAAAACGGAGCAGAAUCAAGUAGAUUCUUGCACGGCUCUUGCCAACAAGUCGCACUAUUACAAGGCCUCUAUUACCCGAAAGCAGCUCGCUUUUAAUACCCUCGCUAGCACUCAGCGACUGUAAGCUUACCUUCGUAUCAGAGAAUAUGGAGGCAACCCCUCACACGUACUGCUUCGAAGAUCCAAGAAGUUCCAUAGAAUUCAUUACUGGAAAGUGCAUUUAAACCAAAGCCCGUUAUAGCACUAGCUAUGCAGUAGUUGGACUCCCUGCAAACACUGAACGCACUUGGCACAGUUAAAGAAGCUGUUCUUCUCAUCAGAGACCAUCGAGGCAGCCCCCCGUAUUCCUCAUUAUGACCGCCCAACUCUCCAACAACCGCAGUGCGUCACAGUUCAUCAAAAUUAAGCGUCGCCAUAGUAGUCGCAGAGAUUAAUGGAGGGCAAGUGCGAGACUGAGAACUUGUACUUCUCGUAAUUAAGUCUGCCAAUUUGGUCCCGUGGAAAGAGCAAAUAUGGCAAAGAGUGGCAACAGUGCUGUGGGGGCCUUGCUGGCUUUGGCCCUCUUCCUCUUGCGACCCAUCGGCGGGAAUGCGCAGGCGUCCUCCGCGCUCGUGCCGGCCAUUAUAACCUUCGGCGACUCCACUGUCGAUGUGGGCAACAAUGACUACCUCAAGACCAUCUUCAAGGCGGACUUCCCUCCCUAUGGGAGGGACUUUAAGAACCAUAAGCCCACCGGGAGGUUCUGCAAUGGGAAGUUGGCUACAGACAUCACCGCUGACACCCUGGGAUUUUCCAGCUACCCAUCUGCUUAUCUUAGCCCAGAAGCAUCAGGAAAGAACCUUCUUAUCGGAGCCAAUUUUGCUUCUGCUGCGUCUGGUUAUUAUGAUGACACUGCUUACUUAUACCAUGCCAUUCCCUUGUCUCAGCAGUUGGAGUUCUACAAGGAGUACCAACACAAGCUUUCUCGAGUGGCUGGAACCAGUAAGGCAUCGUCCAUCAUCUCCGGCGCUCUCUACAUAGUGAGCACUGGAGCCAGCGACUUCGUGCAGAACUACUACAUCAACCCUCAUCUUUACGAGACCCUUUCACCGGAUCAGUUCUCCUCGUUCCUUGUGCACAUCUUCUGCAACUUCGUUAAGGAUCUCUAUGGCCUAGGUGCUCGAAAGAUUGGAGUGACUUCCUUGCCACCACUGGGUUGCCUUCCUGCGUCCAUCACGCUCUUCGGACAUGGCAGCAACGAAUGCGUGAGGCGACUCAACUCCGACGCACAGAACUUCAACAGGAAGCUCAAUACCGCAGCAGACUCGUUGGCGAAGCAGCUGCCUAACCUUAAGAUUGCCAUCUUCGACAUCUAUAAGCCUCUACAUGAUCUUGCCACCAAGCCUUCCGACUUCGGAUUCUUCGAGACCAGGAGAGGCUGCUGCGGGACGGGAACAGUGGAGACGACAUCGUUUCUGUGCAAUCCGCAUUCGGUCGGGACAUGCGCCAAUGCCACUGGCUAUGUGUUUUGGGACAGCGUCCAUCCAUCGGAAUCGGCAAACCAAGUGCUUGCCGAUUCCCUCAUUGCUCAGGGCAUCAACCUUAUUCUGUGAGGAAAGGGAGGGUGAGAGAUGCAGCAGUCCAUGUGUGUGUGUGUGUGUGUGUUCUGUUUCAGUAGCUCGUGUCGAGGAAAAAUAAGAUGUUCUGCUGAUAAACAAAUCUAUGACUGGUGGAGUUGUGAGAUGUUCAUUAAAAGGUCAAUUAAUAUAGUGCUCUGCAGUGACUUGGAUGCAAUGAUAUCUACAGUUUCUGGAAGAGCAAGCAUGCAAAAAGCAAGAAGGAUUGCAGAUGAGUUUCUGAAACCCGAUCGGAUUCUGUUGUUUCCAGCUAAAGCUGCUCUGUUAGAGGAUAAUGGAAGAUGAGUUUAAUUGAGUAAUGAUAAUUUUGUUUGUAAGAGAGUUGAGAAUACUGAAAGCUAGAUUUUAGUUAAGCAGAUAAGAUUCUUCUUUUUGUUCCUACUCCUACUGAUGUUUGGGUACCAAUUGAUUGGUAU
Molecule: messenger RNA, 2373 nt
Organism: Musa acuminata AAA Group (dessert banana)
Lineage: Eukaryota; Viridiplantae; Streptophyta; Magnoliopsida; Zingiberales; Musaceae
Product: GDSL esterase/lipase APG-like
Exons: 7
Coding region: 854-1933 (359 amino acids)
Cellular component (GO): apoplast
Molecular function (GO): hydrolase activity, acting on ester bonds
Source: RefSeq, a predicted model, not a curated record